UAUAGAUUGACAAUAUCAAAGAGAGAAUUUGGACCUGUUAGAAACAAUCAUUUUCAUUUCGUUCUUUCCUCGACAGUUCACGCAAUAAACAAUCAGUAAAUUCGUUCGGUCACGAUGACCGGCACUGAUCUGUUCGCAAUUGUACAAACUAUUUUAAUUGUAGGACUCGCGUAAUUAAUGCUCAACGGUAUUUCAUUAAUUAAGUAAUUACGAAAUUUUUCUGCAAUUUCUUUUUUUCAUUAGUUUGUACAAUGUAUAACAGUAUGGCGUUUAUUCUGUUUUUCGAAUUUUGGAUUAUUUAGAAAUCAUAAAUGAAUCGACGCGAGUAUGUAGGUAUCGAUAAAAUGAAGUAAUAAUACAGUUUUACGAACACGGUUUUGAAAAAUUGAUGGAAUCAAAAUACAGUUAUGCAGAUACCAGUGAUUGUAUCGUUUAAUUGCAAUACUUAUUGAUUGAAGAAAUAAAUGUAACGUGUCGUAUCGUAGUUGGACGACUUUUACACGGAACUCUGGGUUCCCUGAACUUCGGUAUUGCGUUUGAACUUGGCAGCUUGGGUUAUACACGUAGCGAUUAAUUGUCAACAUCUGUGCUAUAUUGAUGUUGACAAAAUGUGAUUACUUUCUCGCUUGUAAAUAGUUUCGUCAGAAUGAAUGAACAUUGUGAAAAGUAUGUGAGCAUUUAAUUUAUAUUACUGUUAAUCAAAAUGUUACUUUGUACGUGACCUUCUACGUUUUCAACAAACACAUUUAUUUCUCAUCGAGCACAUUUUUUUUUUAACUGCUUGAUUUGCAACGGAAAACUUGUAAAUCUUUUUUUAUGAAAAUAUUUUUAUGGAUACAUGUUGACACAUUGAGACAUCUCGAGAGAAUAAAUGUGUGAACGAUGAGUGCGUUAAACGAUUCGGUAAUAAUUUGCGACGCAUCACCAAACUCGAGUCGAAAGAAAACUUCCCCCAAAAAAAAGAAACAAAAAAAGAUUCCGAAAAGGACAUUUUACGAAGGUCCUUUAAAACAUAUCCAGUUAAGUAAAAGAUACAAACAACUACAAGUGCAACAAAAUCUAAAUGAUCGGAAGAAAGAAAUCGACAAUAAUGAAAAUAAUUUUUUUUCCUCUGAGAUUGCUGGUCUGACUCAAGAUAACAUAAUUAUAUUGAGCGACAAUGAAUGUGAAUCUACUAGUGCGGACAACGAAAAUGUUCGCAAACAUAAAGGAGACGUUCAAAAGAGGUUUCUGGAUGAGGUAGAAAAGACAAUAAUGUCUUACAAAAAUAUAAAUGCUUCAUUAAAACGUAAAAGACCUGGUGUUAUGACACGUUCAAAGAAAAGAAAACUGUUGAACUCUGGUGUAUUAUUAGAUAAUAAUUCAUCUUGUCUUCUUAUAUCAGACACAGAAGAUUCUGACGUGAUAACAGUUGAAGUAGAUGGUGAAAAUAGAGCACCAUUGGAUUCUGUAAAUCAAAGUUCAGACGAUAUUGUUGUAGUAUGGUCAUCUGCGAGUACAACUUUGCCUGAUGUUCAGACAAAGGAAAACAUAGCAGUGAAUACUCAGAUGAAGGAACACAAAGUAGUAAAUGCUCAGACAAAGGAAAACAAAGGAGUAAUUGAAGGUAGAGAAAGGGAAACAUUAAUAAAUUCCGAAAGUGAUCAAGGUGAAAUUGUAAGCCAAAAAGAGCAAGGAACAGAAACUCCAAAUCAAGAAAAAGAUAAUAGACUCUUCAUGAUAGAUCGUACUCCAGAUGCAAAGAAUCUUCAGUGUUUGUUGUUGUCCAGGAAGGAAAGAUCUAAAAUCUCAAAAGACAAUUUUGAAGAGGACAUACCAAACAAUGAUUCUCAAUUGCUUUUCAACAAACCAGGAUUAACAUUGCCUACUGCUCAAAAUAUAAGUGGAAGAAUAAUUAUGAAAAAACGAAGAUCGCUCUUUAAUACAUUAUCAAGAUUAGAAGAUAAAGCAUCUGAUGUAGAUAGAAGAACACCUCUGCCCAGUACGUCAAUUGAAAACAGUGCAAGUAAUAUUGAUGUACCACCAACCAAUGUGAAUGAAAGUAUAGAUACUCCACGUACUCAGUUAAGAGAAAUUAUUGUUGAUGGAAAUAAUGUAGCUAUGGCGCAUUCAAAAAGUAAACAGUUUUCAGAAGAAGGUAUACAAAUAGUGAUUGAUUACUUCAGACAAAGAGGACACACAGUGAAGGUGUUUGUACCUCAAUAUAGAAGAUCGCUGAAUAACCCGAGACUCGAAAAAUGGUAUGCAGAAGGUAUUGUGAUUUUCACACCUAGUCGUUAUAUUGCUGGAAGAUGGAUAACUUCUUACGAUGAUAGAUUUAUAUUACAAUAUGCGACAAUGUGUAAAGGCAUUGUCAUUUCAAUGGAUCAAUACAGAGAUUUAUACGCUGAAAGACUAGACUGGCGUGAUACAAUUCUCAACCGUUUGUUGGCUCCAACUUUUGUCGGAAAUAUUGUCAUGUUCCCUGAUGAUCCUUUAGGUAGGAAGGGUCCUACGCUUGACGAAUUUUUAAGAUAUAAAGUAUAUGACUUUAAUGUAAAUAGUAAGUAACAGUACAAGCAAGUACAAUUUUAUACAGGUAAAGUUCCUAUAAAUUCCUAUUGUAAAAAAGUCCAGUGUGAAAGACAUACUUUUGCUAUGUAAGUGUAUAAAUAUAUAUUUACGUAUAAUGUUUAUUGUUUACAUAUAUAAUAUAUAAAACCUUUUGACGAAAGGUGUUUAAACAAAAUUUUCUGGAAGGAACUUGCCUUCAUAAUUAUCAUUCUAUUAAACAUAAAAAUUAAAUAAUGAGUUGUAUACCAAAGGAAUAUAGUUAUUUGAUAUUAUUGGAAUAAUUUAAAUAACUGAAAAUGGUAAUAAUUAUUUUCACUAUUAGAGUAAUCAUUGUUUUUAUAUUUAUUUCUCUAUAAAUCAGUAAGUGUUUGAGAUAUUUCCAUUAUCUCACUAAUAUUUAGUUUAGAAAGAAACUUUCAUAAAUAAAAAAUUACUUCAAACACGAUUACAAAAUGAAAAUAUAAUGUCUUUGUUUUCGAAAAAUAUCUUCAAAUUAAAUAUAACAUGUUCAUCUGAAUUAUUGUGAUAUAUCAAAUGUUUGUAGAUCAAAAUGUUCUUUUCUUAUUAUAUUAUUUGUACCAACUGGAAAAUUAAAGAUUAUAAAAUAAAAGAAUUCAACAUUUAACAAACUAUAACUUACAUUGAAUUUAAAUACCAAGUACGAUGUAAUAACACGUUACAUAAAAAGAAAUCAGUCGUCUGUUUUAGAUGAAGAAUCCCAUGUAGGUCUCCAACACCAUUUCCGAGAUUUACGUAUGCUUUCCAUACUUUCUUGAGCUGUUUCUCGGGCUAACCGUUGCAUUGGGUUAUUAUCUGGAUUACAUCCUGAGUUCGAUAAUACUGUUUCAUGUUGGAAAGCAGAAGUAACAUCUGUAACAAAUAUUCCAUGCAACUUACUAUUGUUUAAAAUCAGUUACAUGCGCGGAAAAUACAAUAAGAAAAUAUUUACUUGCUUUGGCAAAUAGUUUCUUCAGCACGUACUGAUCAUCUUCGGACGGUGUAACUUCAUCUUUCUCGGACCGUCCAAGACGACGGCCAAUUAAAUGUGAAACACGUUCUCCCUCAAAUAUGGCAGAAACUUCACUACCUUCUGUUGAAGAAUUUUUCUUUUUCCUCUUAUGCUUAUGAUGUGAUUUAUGUGAUUUUAAUCUGAUGUCUUCAUUAUUAUUCAAAGAAGUCGCUUUACUUGUUUUACAUGAAUUUUCUGAGGCCUCCGUUAUAUUUAAAUCAUUACAGGAUGAACUUCCUACAUCAUUCCUAGAUUCUACCUCUGUUCCAGUAUCAACGUCUAAACAAUUCGUUUUACUUUCAACUUCACUAUUAUCAUUGACUGUCUUUUCUGGUGAAUUGUCUUCGUCAUUCUCUAAGCUUCGUUUUUUCUUUACAUUGGAUUCUGCAUUCAUUUGAAUCCGAGAUGUUUCUUCAUUUUGUUCGUGAGGUGAACUUUUAUUCUUCUCUUCUGUUAUGGUACAACGAUCGGUACCUUUCAAAUCAUCCUGUUCACUAUUAUCAUUUUGCAUGCAAUUACUCUCUGAGGCAGUAGUACUCUGUAUUGUAGAUGCAGGAGUAAGAGUUUGUUUGCUUAUGUUUUUACUAAGCGUGACUGCUAAUUUCCGCAUUUUCUCAAUCUUACUUGUCGAAAAUUUAGCAACCGUUGGCGUCAGUUUAGAGUCUCGGAAUAAGAGAUCGGAUUCGCUUGAAUGUCCGUCGAUGGAUUCAUUCAAAUUAAAGAGUUCAACUAAGUCAGACGUUUUGAACAAUCUUCGUUGACGAGGGUCUUCCAGAACUUUAUUAGAGAGAAGCAGUUUGAAUAUUUGCCUAUGGUAUAUCUGGAAAGGAGAAGAUUAUUGUAUAGGAACUAACAAGUUUAUGAAAACAAUUGUUUAAAAACUCACCUUCUCUUCUAUAGUACCAGCUGUAAUAAGCCUAUAAACGGUGACCCUUUUAUUUUGACCUAUUCUCCAAGCACGUUCUCUGGCUUGAGCAUCAGUUGCUGGGUUCCAGUCUGGAUCAUAAAUAAUUACUCGAUUCGCUCCUGUUAAAUUCACUCCUAACCCUCCAACACGAGUAGUUAAUAGAAAUGCGAAGUAUGAAGAGUCCUAGAAUGAAAACACUUAUAACUCUGAUAGAACAUGCAAAUCACAUCUUCAGUGAUUUCUGACGCACUUCAUUAACAUACAUACAUUAUUAAAUAAACGAAUUAUCUCUUGUCGCUGUGACAUGGGUGUAGUUCCAUCCAUCCUCAAAUAUUUAUAAUCUUCACUUUGCACUAGAGACUCUAAUAUAUGCAUCAUCUAUAAAUGCAAUUGUCAUUAAUCGGUAUCAAUAUACUGAUGUUUUAGAAUAAUACUUUUAAUUAUUUUCAAAUACAUACUUGUCUCCCUUGAGUAAACAACAGUACCCUAUGGGCCUGCUUCUUCCAAAUUUUAAGAAGAGAACGAACUACCGUCAUCUUUCCAGAACGUUUCCAACAGCCAAACUUUUCCAAUGAUUCCUCCGAUACAUCAAUGUCCUCAUCAGAUUCCUGAAUAUGCGUUUAUUCGAUUAAAAUGCACUGAUAUAUGAAAUACUGUAUACUGUCAUAUUGGAAUCUUACGAUUGGAUUUGAAAACAGAAACAAGUCGGGAUGGUUACAUAUUUUCCUAAGCGCCGACAGUGCUAUCAGCAAUCGUGCUCUAUAUCUACCACCCUCCAUGUGGGUUUUUUCAUGUAAAACAAAGGAGACAUCUUCUGAGCUUAAGUAUUUCUUGUAUAAUUUCUUCUGUUCAUCUGUUAGACUGCAGAAUAACACCUUGAAUGUGAUAUUAGAUUUAAAAAAUGUUAAGUAUUGGAUUGUAAUGACAUAAUUUAUGUAUUGUAUGAUUUAUCCAGUACCUGCUCAUUUUUUUCUGGUAAAGUAACAUGAUGUUGAACAUCGUUUUUCGUUCUUCUAAGCAUGUAUGGUGUAAUAGCAUCUUUAAGCAUUGUGGCAACUUGAAGUGCGGUAGCCUCUUGUAGAGGACUAGCAUUCGCGUAUCCUCCUCGUGUUAUGGGAGUAACACAGUGCUCUAGAAAUGCUGGUAAGGUGCCUAAUUUACCUGGCAAAAUGAAGUCAAAAAGGGACCAUAAUUCCUUUAACGAGUUCUGCAUUGGACUGCCAGUUAGUAACAGUCUGUGCGGAGUGGAGAAUUCUUUUACUGCUUUACUGACCUGCAAAUAAUUUAAUUUACAAUUCCAAUGUUCCACUUAAAAGUAGAAUACUAUUACAAUUGAAAUUUGUCUGAUGAAUUGAGGGCAAAUUACUUUCGCUUGGGGAUUCCUUAUUUUAUGUCCUUCAUCAAGAAUCACAUAGUGCCAUUGAUUGGCUACGAGUAAGUCCUUAUGGUUGAGUACUCCGGAAUAGGAAGUAAUUAAAAUACCACCAGAACCCAGGGAAUGUAUCAAGUACUCUAGAUUGCCUGUAAAAAUAUUCAUUACUUGUUAUACAAAAGGAAUAAAGUUUUAUUUUAAGAUACACAGCUGUAACGAACCAUUAUAUGUUCCAGAUUGGUGUAGGACAACCACUCUUAGAAUGGGCCACCAUUCGUGGAAAUGUUUUACCCAUUGUUCCAUUAAUGUAGCUGGACAAACAAUUAUACUUGGUCCUA
Nomia melanderi (Alkali bee) is the source of this 6179-nucleotide messenger RNA. RefSeq lists its product as uncharacterized. NCBI's taxonomy places the organism in Eukaryota, Metazoa, Arthropoda, Insecta, Hymenoptera, Halictidae. Gene Ontology annotation, cellular component: cytoplasmic ribonucleoprotein granule; nucleus. Gene Ontology annotation, molecular function: mRNA binding; RNA endonuclease activity. The record is from RefSeq and is a predicted model, not a curated record.